Molecule: messenger RNA, 3257 nt
Organism: Bombyx mori (domestic silkworm)
Lineage: Eukaryota; Metazoa; Arthropoda; Insecta; Lepidoptera; Bombycidae
Product: glutamate receptor ionotropic, kainate 2
Exons: 16
Coding region: 123-2726 (867 amino acids)
Biological process (GO): monoatomic ion transport; synaptic transmission, glutamatergic; modulation of chemical synaptic transmission
Cellular component (GO): plasma membrane; postsynaptic density membrane
Molecular function (GO): transmitter-gated monoatomic ion channel activity involved in regulation of postsynaptic membrane potential; glutamate receptor activity
Source: RefSeq, a predicted model, not a curated record
CGCUCUUUCGCCAAUUAGUAAACGCUAACGUCACGAUUAUACGAAGUGGACGAACAAUAAGUGACUUAAUAUUCUGGUGUUUUGAUAGGAGAAUAAAAAUGCUUACGUAAACUAAACCUUCAAUGGGUGGUCUCUUUAACGGACUCACCCUGCCGAGUUCGGUACGAGUUUUCGAGAAAAUGGUCCAGAAAAGCAGUACGGGAUUCUAUCACGGAAGAUCUUUAGAAUCCAGUGUAAUUGAUAGCUAUUCGAUAUCUUUGGAAAUGUGCCCGUUUACUUCUGAUAAUCAUGGUAUAGCAGCAUUAAUAGACGCGCGGCCUACUGAUGGCAUCUGUGAUACAAUCUGCUUACUAUGCAACAGAUAUAAUGUAUCUCAUUUAUCAAUAGGCUGGGAAACCACCGAAACCUUGCCCACAGAUUUGUUUACAUUCCAAUAUCAUCCACCUCCGGAUUUGAUAUCUAAGGCGUACAUAGAGCUGAUAAAGUUUUUGCAGUGGGAUAAGUUUACUAUUCUCUAUGAAAGCGAAAAAAGCUUUAAAUAUCUUGAAGAGAUAAUCAAUAAUUGGGGCAACCCCAAUGAACCGAUUUUGUUCAGAAAAUUAGAUCCUGAAGGAGAUAACAGAGAAGCAUUUAAAGAACUCAUCAAGGUUGCGCAUAUGAAUUACCAUAUUAUUAUAUUAGAUUGCCAUUUUAGCAAUGUACACAAAUAUAUGAUGGAAAUCACCCAAGUUGAAAAUUCGACAGAGUAUUUGAGUUUCAUCUUGACAAGUCUAAAUGCAUAUAGUUUAAAUUUUCAUGAAAUACCGGCUCUCAUGGCAAAUGUAUCAACUCUGCAUCUGACAACACACAUUAAUGAUGUCAAGUGGAAAGAUUUAGGCAUUAAUACGGAUAAUGAACCAAUUCAGUUGGAAACUGCGCUAGUAGCUGACGCUAUAAAUCACGUCGGAAAAGCCAUAAGAGGGAUGAUGGGUGAUUCUAGAAGCUUUAAUUUUAUGAACAUUCCGCCUCCUCCAGAGCUGUGUGUUAGAGGCUCUAAAACUGAUUACGAAGAGGUUGCAUGGCCAUUGGGAAACGAGUUACGGGCUGCAUUAACUCAGACUACAAUCAAAGGUUUUACAGGCUUCAUAGAUUUCGAUGAAUUUGGUAAACGAAAAAAUUUUCAUUUGCAUUUUUCGAAAUUGGAUGGAAACAGUCGUUUUGUAUCUGCUGGCUCUUGGGAUUCCAGAACCAACAUAAUAACGACAGAGCGGAUUGUGAAUGAUCGUUCAAAAGUACUGAAACCUAACUCUAAAAUAAGGAUUGCGACUAAAAAGGAUCUUCCGUAUUUUGAAAUAGUGGAAAACUCAAAUGGAACUUUUUAUAGAGGAUUCGUUGUUGAUCUUAUCGAAGCAAUAUUUAAACAAAUUAAGAACGAAACGAAUAUAGAACUAGAAUAUGAAUUUUAUAAAGUGGCUGAUAAUAAACUUGGAAAUCCCAUCCCUGAAAGUAAGAAGUGGGACGGUAUAAUAGGAGACCUCAUUGAGCAUAAAGCAGAGCUCGGUGUUGCCGAUUUAACUGUAACUGCGGAAAGACUCGCAGCUGUGGAUUUUUCGACGCCAUUCAUGGUUUUGGGCGUAAGCAUGUUGUUUAAGCAAACAGAACCACCUCCGCCAGAUAUGUUUUCUUUUAUGAAACCGUUGUCGUUGGACGUUUGGCUUUAUCUGGCAACUACUUUUAUAGUUAUUUCGUUUAUCUUGCUUAUUUGUGCAAGAAUGAGCCUAGACGACUGGGUGAAUCCACAUCCGUGUAAUUUGGAACCUGAAAACCUUCAAAAUAUAUGGAGUUUAUAUAACUGUAUGUGGCUAAAUGUGGGUGCCAUAAUGACACAAGGUUGCGAUAUAUUACCACGAGGACCGGGCUCUCGAUGGGUGGUUGGAAUGUGGUGGUUUUUCUCUAUGAUCGUGACAGCUUCGUAUAUGGCGAACAUGUCAACUUUCAUGAGGAACAAUCGACGUAAUAACGACAUCGAAGAUGUAAAAGCCCUCUCUGAACAAACAAAGGUUUCAUAUGGAGCCGUGCAGAAUUCAGCCACCUACAAGCUUUUCAAAAAUUCGAAUGACACUAUUUAUAAGAAGAUUUCGAUGGUCAUGGACACGUCCAGACCAUCGGUAUUUACGCUUUCCAAUGAGGAUGGAGUGAACCGUGUGCUUAAAGGAAAAGGGAAAUAUGCAUUCUUCAUGGAAUCUUCAGCUAUCGACUAUUAUACAAAAAGACACUGCAAUUUGAAAAUGGUUGGCCCUAAAUUGGAUUCGAAAGAAUACGGAAUAGCUAUGCCAAAAAAUUUUCCUCGGCGAAGUUUAAUAGACCACGCGAUAUUGUCUCUGCAACAAAUAGGGGAAUUAACAAGAUUGAAGACGAAAUGGUGGGAAAUUGAAGACAACGUGGCACAUUGCGAGAAUAUUAAAUCUGACGGCGAACAAGACAUUGGUUCUUUACAAAUGGCAAAUACGAGUGGCAUUUUCUUAGUACUUGGCGUCGGAGGAAUACUAGGUCUCUUUGUGGCCAUUAUUGAGUUUUUACUAUAUAUAAAAAAAAUGAGUGCUAAAGAUGGGGUGACCUUCUACGAAGCCCUAAUUAGGGAGUGGCGUGUUUCCCUGAAUCCCAGGGAGCUUCACAAACAAGCGGCGCCGCCAGGAUCAGCGAUUCCUGCCUCCACCACACCGUCUACUCAAGGAGCUCUAUCUUAAUAUAUUAAUAUUAUAGAGCUAUGUCUGUAAUGAGAGCAGCCGCAUCAACUUUUAUUAACUUUGCGGAGAUUUAUUGAUCACCUAAUCUUUAUUGUAUAUCAUUUAAUCUAGGGGUACAUUUAAAAUAUGUACAUAUUAUUUAUGAAUAUCAGGAAAACGAUUUAUUGUUCAAAAUUACGUGCACUUUGAAGCGAUAUUCUGUGUUUAGUGCAAGUUUACUUCCUAAUGAAUUCUGUUUGUAGUUAAAUAUUAAAAAUUGGUUCUUCAUUGGUAAAUUUAAUAUGAACAUAAUGUUAACUACGCUUAAUAUAACAUUAGACCAGAUUGAUAUGUUUCACGAACACAAUAGUCUAUUUAUUUUUUUCGCAAUUAAUAUGUACUGUGUCUACCUAACUUUAUCACGUAACUAAUUUGAAUCUAUACAAUCUAUGAUACUGGUUCUAUACGUAUAAAUAAACAUAAGUUUGACUGUGUACUAUGUGUUGUAGUUUGUUUUUAAAGGAUAAAUAAAAUAAAUUAAUGUUUUUGUAA